UUCCUAGCCGCUCCGGCAGACCGUCGUUGUUUUCGAUGCUUCACGCACAUUGACUGUGGAUCGCGAAAAUAAUAUAUUCGUGAUUUAUUUAAUUUUUUUUCAUUUUGUUACAAUAUAAUAUAUACAUUUAUUUUGUAUACAUUACAUCACGCAUUUAUAUUUACGUUGAACGUUUUAUUUAUCCCGUUCAUAGAAAAAAUAUAUUUUUAUACCGUUGGAAUAAAACAUCGAACCUUCCCGUUCGGUCAACCAUUAAUACGAUUCAGUGUUUUUUGGGUAGUGAUUUACGCGGUAUUGCAGAUUCAUCAGACGAAGUCGACACUGUCUUAUUAUAAAUUGUCAAAAUAGUUUGACAAAGAAGCUGUGUCACAAAUCGAACACUGUUUAUCAACAGAAAAACAUUGUAUAGUGUUUUACUUUUUAAUUAUUAAGUUGUAUACACGCACAAACUAGUUGUUUUUCAUUUCGGUAACUAAUUAAUUAAUUAUCAAAAUAUGGGAGCCAGACAAAGCAAAAGAUCUGUAGACAUAUCUGCCGGAGCUACAAAAGCAGAAAAAGUAGCAGCUGGAGAACCUUUAGAAAAUGGCACAAUUACAGCUGCUUCAGCUGACGAAAAACAAGUUGUUGAGGCAAAUGGUGGAGUAGAAGAAACGACCAAACAGAAUGGAACAACACCCCAUAUAGAUGAAAAGGAAACUGCUGAAACUGAAGAUGUCAAAGAACCUGUUAAAACCGAAGAAGAAAAAUCUGAAGUUGUAGCACCGAUUUCUGAAGCUAAUGGUGAUGUAGACGCUGUUGCAGAUGAAUCAUCUAAGACUCCGACUGACGAAACCACUACAGGAGAGGUACAAGCAUCUGCAGAAAAAAAACGUAAGAAGAAAAAAUCCUGGUCCUUCAGAAAUAUCAGUUUCAAUAAGAAAGAUAAAUCUAAACCGGUAGUAAAGGAACAAGCUGCUGUUGACGUAAAAACCGAAACAGUUGAAGAGGUGGCCGAAGAAGAAACUGUAAAAGAAGUGACUAAAACAGAAACUGAAUCUGCUGUUGAAGUUCCAAAAGUCACUGAAGAACCUUCUGCUGUUGUUGAAGAGAAAGAACCUGAAGCUGUUGAAUUAAAUAUCACAAAUGUGGCUGAAAUUCCGCCUCCAUUACCAAGUAGUCCUCCCCCAGUAGAAGCAACCCCUGUUGCACCAACACCCACUAUUGUUGAAACUCCUGCUCCAGUCCAACCAGUGGAACCUGAGGUUGUACAAGCUGAACCUGAGGAUGAAGCAGUUGGUGGUGGAGAAGGUUUGGCUGAACCUCCUGAAGGUUUAAACACUUCUGAUAUUGAAAAAGAAGUAGCUGAGGUACCUUUGGUUAAUGGUAACCACGUUGAAAGUGAACAAUCUGAGCCUUCCUCGCCUGAUUUAAAUUCAUUAUCUGAAAAAAUCGAAGCAAUCAAGUUAUCCAACACAGCUGAUAUUAUUGAGGCAACAAAUGAAAUUUCAAAUGACUUGCAUGAAGUAAAUGGAGUAUGUGAUGCAAUAGCAGUUACAACAAAUGGUGAUGCUGGACAUGAAGAAGGCAAUUAAAAGAUGCUCUGCGUUUUUUUUUUAUUAUUAUUAUUCACUAAACGUUGACGUCAGUUAUCGAAAACUACACUAAUGUUAUUACCUACUAUUUUAUGUGAAAAAAAAAUGUUUUAUUUCAUAAUAAAUUCCUCUUUAAUUUUUUUUUUAAAUCCUAUAACUAAAAAGACAUUCCCAUUUUGAUGAUCAUAAACAAAUUUAUGCAUUGCUCUUUCAAAUUAUUUUUAUACUUGAUUUUUGUAAAUUGAAACAAAACAAAUCUCUGCGACAUAAUACUUUUUUGUACAAUUUUUUUUUUUUAAUCGGCUGUUUAUAAAUAUAAAUAUUUUUUUUAUUAUUAUUUAUUAUUAUAUUAGAUUUUAUACUUAAAAAAUAACUAAGUAUAAUAACAUUAGAUUGACAUUUUAAAAGUUAAGUCAUAAUAUGAUUUAAAUACAAUAUCUUUCUUUUUUACACAUAUUUGCUCUUUUGAUAAUGAAACGUAACGCUCAAAUUUUUUAUAACCAAAAUACAUUCCCGGACCAAGCUUAAUUUUUAAAUAGUUAUUUUUUUUAUUAACUUAUAUGCCUGUAUUUAUUUAUAUAUGUAAUAUAAAUAUAUACAAACAAAAAAAAUGACUCAACUUGAUCAAAUAUUAAUUUCUGUAAGUUUAUUUAUAUUAUAUAUAUCAUUUUUUAGCAAUUAAUUGUAUUUAUUUUAAUUUAAAAAUAUUUAUAAAACGUUAAAAAAAAUUCUGUUAUUUUUAUUUUCACCCCAAAUUAAAGAUUUAGUAUUAAUUUAAAAAAGAAAAAUUGUUGUGAGUUUUAGUUAUAAUAUUAUGAUAUUUUUGGUAUGAGGCAUAAAUGCCCAAUCAUUAUGUGAAACGAAUUAUCGCAUACACGGUACAUUCCAUCUCACAUUACAUCUUCCAAAGGCGAUUCACACUGUAUAUUAUUUUUGUCUUAUUAUUUUAACAAAUUUUACAUUUUAAGUGUAUAGUUACUUCCAUAAAAUUUAGUAAGUGUAAUUUUUUUAAAUGAAAAAUUUUUUAAGUUUAAAACCGUUUGUACUUUUAUAAAAUUUACAAAUUUAGAAGUAGAUAACCAUGGCUUUGUCAUGACCAAUGAUUUGGUGCAAAUAUAUACUAUUUUUUUUUAAUAAUUAUCAAAUUAAUCAUAAUAUACAUUUUGAUAACUGGUGAGAAUUUAGCGUUGUUGUUUUAAGCUCAAGCCUUUUCACUGGUGUAAAGAGAAUAAUAAUAAAUAAUUAUAUUGUAAAAUAUGUUGCUUUUUAGAUUGUUCUUUUAUAUUAAAUUUAAUUUUUAGCUUCAACAUUUUGUUUGGUUCAUAUAUUAUAAUUUUUUUUUUUAACGGUUUUUUUUCAAUAAUUAUACAAUUUUUAUUCAAAUAUGUUAACUAUAUGAUAGUUAUUACUUAUUAUAGUUAUUAUAGGCAUUGUAUGACAUAAUGUGUACAAUAAUUUAUCAUUAUUGAAUGAUCAAUUAUUUUUAUGGAUAAGUUGUAUGCUAAUGCAAGCCAUCUUCAUUGUAGAUUUAGUAUAUUAUUUUCUCUACUAGCCUAUGUAUAUGAACAUUUUUUUCUUUCAUGAUAAAAUACUUAAUUAAAAAAGAAUAAAAAAAAAAAAUUUUAA
Messenger RNA from Rhopalosiphum padi (bird cherry-oat aphid), 3197 nucleotides. RefSeq names its product A-kinase anchor protein 200-like. Lineage: Eukaryota; Metazoa; Arthropoda; Insecta; Hemiptera; Aphididae. The transcript has 8 exons. Bases 495 to 1571 code for a protein of 358 amino acids. The record is from RefSeq and is a predicted model, not a curated record.